CCACGCUCAGUUGUGUGCUAGAGUCGGAACCUGUUUCAUAACCUCUGUUUUUGGUCGGGGCGCGCGCGCCACACCACCAGUGGACUCGGCUCGGGAUAGAAUGGUGACACCUUCCACCAACAGAAGAAAACGGAGUGAGUGAGUGAGUUUUCACUCGGAAAAGGAAAUUGAAGGAAGAUUUUUCUUUUUCCCGUGAUGGCGAACCGAGAUGAAACUGGAUUUGGAUAGUGAUUUACGGCUUGGGGGUUGUGAAAUGACCCCUUGAGAGGGAGGUGGGGGCCCGAAAUCCGACCGGAUUGUGACACAAGGAAAACGGGAAAAGCCAGGGCGAAUGUUUGUGUACUAAUUUAUUGAUUUUUCGCCGUGAAUGAAAAUUGCCUCGGCGCGCCACAGGAGGAGAGCGAGAAGAACAAGUUGGAGGAUUCGGGAGUGAUUCUGGCGCGUGAGCUGGUGAGUGAGGAAGAAUUCUAACCAUCAUCGGAGUGACAGAUCAGCGAGUUUAGGGGAAGAAUCAGCGCUGAAAGUGGAUCAGCAGUGAUCGAAAGGGUGAAAAUCAGAGGACCCUCCACUGGCUGACUGUUUCCGGCAGUAUCAAUGAGCGUGGCGCUGCUCCUCGUUGGCGAUAAAAUUGCCAUUAAAUUCUGCGGCGUGGCGCGGGAAAAUUAAUGACAAUUGUUUUUUUCUGCGCUCUCGCUGGUCCCCCAACUUGGCACGAAGAAUUAUCGCAGGGCGCCAUAAAUUAUAGCAGCUGAUCGCGGCGCGGUGAUACCCAAAGGGAGGGUGUGCAGAAAAAAGGAGUUAUGGUCACGUGGCUUGAAGUGGAGCAACCGCCCACCAUCCCACCCCCACCCGGAAAAUAGAGUGUUGGUCAAAUAAUAAACACACGUAGUAACGAGCACCCUCGACAGGAGAGAGCGACGGAGUGGGUUGUUCUGGUCCUGGAACUGAUGCCUCCCACAAUUACACACCCACUCGGCGCACAACAGCAGCCGCUAGUGAAUGAAUGAAAACAUAUCAAAUUGUUCGUGAAAAAAUAAAACACAGAAAAAACAGCGAAAAAUAGUGGCUACUUGCAGUGUGGUGGACCAUUACAGUUUGGAGUGGUCGGUGUUCUGUUUGCCACAAUUGUUUUCCGUGGAAAAUCGUUUUUCCUCUCCCCGUCGAGAGCACCACGGGGUUGUUGGGGAAAUCGAAUUUUAAACUUGCAUUAAAUCGAAUCCAUCGCAAUCGUAAAUGUCGACGUAUGGUACACUCACAGUUUGUGGAAGAAAAAAGUUCGGAAAAUUUCAAUUUUCCAUUCUAUUUAUUUUGAAUUUGCGCGAUGAAGCGCAACGUGAUUGAAAACGCGCUCUUUUCGACGUUUGCCAAAUUGUGAAAACACACACAGCAGCCGUAGCAGCAGUUAUCGAAACAAAAAGCCGAAAACUUUCAAUUCCAAAGUCAAUUCCGGGGAAAAUUGCGUCGCAUGGAGCCAAGAACAAAAUCAGUUAACUAAACCCACGUGUCAAAUCAAAUCCAAACAAAAAAAAAGUCGAAUUUUAAUGAACCGGUGUCGUAUGUGUGUGUAACAAAUAAAACAACUCGAUCAGAACCAUGGCACCCACCUCGUGUGGCCCCGGGAGGCCACUAGAGGUGUCGGAUGCCACCGAGAACGGGGAGUGGCCCCGGCGGAGGACGAGAACGACGCGGACGAGGGGGAUGCAGGCGCUGAUGGUGGCGUCGGCGGUGACGUUGCUGAUGCUGCUGGCCACCGGACUGCCACCGAGCGUGCACGCUGAGAAGACCAAAGCCUAUCACAUGGAUUCAAUCUGUAAAAACCACUUUUUACAACAGCUGUAUAGGAAAAUAGAUGGUGCUACCCUCUCCUCCAAGAACGAGAGAAACCUAAACUGUGUUAUCACAUUUCAAACACAUUCGAUACUGCAGAGAUUUAUGUUACGUUUCGAUAUGCUACAACUAGACUGUAAUGAUCAUCUGUUUGUGUACGACGGGGCCCAUGCCGUCGGUUCGCACAAGGCGGAUUUAACCUGUAAGGACACAAAACAAUCAGUGGCGGCAUUGUUCACCAAGACGAACUUUCUCACAUUCAAGUACGUGACCGACAACUGGGGCACGGAAACGAACGGUUUCAAAAUGGUCAUCACCUCCGUCAAGGACUCGAAGAUCAACUGCGCCGACUUCCGGUGUAACCAGCCGGAGUUUUGCAUCCACACGGAUCUCCUCUGUGACGGGGUGAACCACUGCGCGGACGGGUCGGACGAGGCCGUCGGUUCGCUGUGUCCGGCGCCGAACGAGUACAUCAAGACCAUCUUCGGCAUCGACCUGACGUGGGUCAUCCUGAGCGGCGUGGUCAGUCUGAUCGCGUGCGUCUGCAUCGUCGGCGUGACCAUCUGCGUCUAUCUGCGGAAUUCGCGCCCCGGUGGGCCAGGUGGCAUCGGCGGCGGCGGCGGCGGGCCCAACUCGUCGAUACAAUUGAAUCAGAUGAUAGAAUCGAACGGUUCAUCGAAGCAUCUGCAUGCAACACUGCCGCGGGAAACAACAACGCUACCUGCUUCGGGAAACUUGCAUCACCCUGCGGGACCAUUAGGGUACCUCCGCAUUCCACACAAAUUGAUGGCCAAAGUCCGUCCCAUUUGGUGCCUGGCAAAUUAAGACAAUUAGGUCCGGAUUUAUCGCAGCAAACCUCACAGAAAGACGAGUGGUUUGUCUAGAGCUAGACAGGAAACACAUAGAGCAACAGAAAUGAGAAUCACCAAAAAUUAAAAACAACAAAAAAGGAACAAAAUCUUGCAGAAAAAAAAGAACAACAACAACAACAUCUUAACAAAGACCAACGAAGAGUGAAGACACAAUGCUAGCAGCUAAGCAACAACAACAGCAGAAAAGAUGAACAACAAGAUCAUGCGGCGGAAACAACAUCUAAAGGAAAGAAAAAAACUAGCACGGCUGAACAUCAAAAACCAACUGAAAAAAUGGCAGAAAGAACAACAAAAAAGCACAGCAAAUCGAAAAAUCACGACCAUCACGCGAAAUGCUUGUGAAAUUAAUCUUCUUUAACAGCAAAAGAGCAACAACAACACGCAAAACACCACCGCGUAAAACAAUGCAACCUUUCUAUUUCACGGAAAUUCAAAACGCAAUCGACGAAAAGAAAAAAAAACCAAGGCGAAAUUAGUGAGUGAACAAGCCGCCGGAAGGAACGUGAAACGGGGGGGGAAGGCAUUGACAUUGGCGCAAAAGAAGAAUUAAAUUGAAGAAGAUGCAAAAAAAAAACAGCUACGAAAGAUGAAAGGAGGCAAGAAGGAUCAGCAAAAUUUUACCAGCAAACAAAACAAAAUCUAACGAGGAAAUCAAAGCAAAAUCAUCCAUUCCGAACGAACAUGAAAAUCACAACAAUUGGAGAACUAUUUUUGGCACUAUAUGAAGACUGUCUGGUUGGUCAUCAAAAACCGCGCAGGGUGUAUAUUCAAAAGGGAGUUAAACAGUGUACCCAACAUCUAGCAAUUAUACUUGUACAUAGUGGACAUAGCAAAGGGAGACGCAGAAGUAAACUAUAACAAAAAAAACCUAGUUGAGAUAGAUUGUUUGAGUUUCGAGUUGUUUGAUCGGGGAAUGGGUUUUAUGAUUGGAGGAGCGUACGAGACAGUGGAGUGGUUUGCGAAGACAGUGGGCUUUUAUUUAAGUAGCUAUUUAUUGGUAAGCAGACACAAACACAACAAAUGUUAAGUGAAUUGUGACGGGAAAAUGAAGAAGAAAAAACCUAAAAAACUAAACAAUUUUAAAAAUGCUAAUCUAACGCAGCGAAUGUAGGUGUGCACGGGUGCGAUCGAAAGUUUGAGGAGUUUAUAAUGUGUACAGAGGUCGAGCCGGAGCGAACGAGUAGAACGAGUUUAACAAUUUCCUUAGAACAAAAAAAGUAUCGGUUUUUUCUUAAACAAUCGGACAUUGGCGCAGUUUAAUCGAUGUUUCGUUAGAUAACGGUUGAAAAACGACUCAGCUGGCACAUGGUUUAUUUUUGGAACUGUCCACAAAUGGAGGUGCUGCCACAAUAGAGAGAAUGGAUCUGGAAAUCAGGUCAAGUUAAAGAGAGAGAGAAGGCGAAACAUGAAUCCGUAAUGAAGUGUAGCAGAAUUUUCCACGAAUGGAAAGCUACUAACAGAGUCUUUUCGAUUUUCCUAACGAGUGCAGCGCAUUGAUUUACAUGAGAAUGAAGCUCGGUAAUCUUAUUGAUAGAAGCAGAAUUUUUCCCUUUCACAUUUGGCUCUUUGAAUUGAUGCUGUGAAAUGGGAUCUCGUUACAUGUAAGGUACCGAUUUGGAAUCUCUCUACUUAAUUUGUCUUUAGAUUCUGGACUGAACCUCAGAGUUCUACAGUUGCCACUUUUAAUUAAAUUUACAGUCCAGUGCAACCGCAAAUAAGUCUAGAAAGAAACUUGUUCAAUAUGGUCAGUGGUGACCAUCUCAAGUUGGUCUCAUAACAACUUGUUUAGCAGUGUUGCCAACCUUGAAAAACAAAUCGAAAAUUCAUGGAAAAGUUAUCGUUUUUGUAUUUGAAUAACACAAACAAACUUUUCAAAUCAAAUUCUUCAUCAAAACACUCUGAACAGAAAAGACAUCAGUGUUGCCAGUUUCACCAACAAAAAAUGGCGACAGAAAUAAAUAUUUUUCUCAACCCAGACUGUCGAGCAACUUUUGGGAUUUCCGGCGUCACAAUUGAUCUGAUUGAGUUGUACAUUGGCAUUAAAAAGUUUUACCGCCCUAUAUUUAUGCCACUCUCAAAGGGGUUUAAGCAUGAAGAGAGGUUGCAAAAGUCACUCUGAUUACACCUCAGCACAUUUCCCACAUGAUUUGAUGGAAAAAAAACUGCACCAGCUAAAGCAAACUCGUAACGAUAAUGAUGGAAGGAGCUGGAAGUUUUUCCCGAGAAAGGGAUAAAUGCGGAAAUUUUAAGCUGAAAACUUUAACAAUAUUGUGAAAUGAAAUUAUCUCCCCUGUCGGCGCCCCGACGGGCUUGGCACAGUUAUUAUUGUGGUUAUCACGGGUGCAGGAUCACGAGAUGAGAUACGGGCCUGGGAAAUAGUUGGUUGAUGGAUGCUGCUCUGUGGUAGACCAAGUUUCGUAUCAAUUUUCCACUCCCCCCCUGUGAGAUAUCGCAUUUAUUCGAGGAAAUGUUUCGCAAAAGUUUUUCCCUCCGUGCAAACAUGUAAACAGAGAAAGAGAGAGAGGCAAGUGUAUUUUCCUCCUGGGAAGGUAACUCGGAGCAGCUAAACAGCAAACUUUGAAAUACUUUUCAUCUCGCAAAUUUACUCAUGCGAGCAAAAUCAAUCAAAUUAAGUUGGCUUCUGAGUACUUGUUUCUCGGCGUAAAUAGAAAACUUUCCGGCGAAUUUCGCUCAGAGUGCCACCUGGUGGCUUUAAUGAAAAGUUGUAGUUUGUUGCUGUCUUUAUGAGGGAAAUGCCGUGAAAUUACUCUGAAAAUGCUUGUUCAACAAAAUAAAUUCAAAAGACUUUUCAAAUUAUUAUAUUGUAAAUCUUCCUACUCUACCAAACAAUAAGACCUUUCAAAAAAAAUUAACAAAAUUCCAUUCUAAAUGUUAUGAGUACUGAUAGUUGAACUUCUGAAACUUCCCAAGACAUGAAGUUAUAAAUUCGGUAGGGAACUACUACAUUUCUGCAGGUAUUUGAAACAACUUUCCGAAAAGUUCUAUAUCAAUGAUUCGGCAACACUGUUUAAAGUUAUGAGUGGUUGAGCAAACAAAUUUGAACCGUUCAGUGCUGGAUGAUGGACAAUUUGAAAAGAAUUGCUUUCUGAUAAAGUUUUCUAUUCAAUGCUAUAAAGGCAUUUGAAAACCUUUAUCGAUUAGUAAUCAAUGUUAAUGAUCUGGCAUCACUGUUUAAAGUUUUGCGUACCUACGUGAAAUUUAUGGAACUUUUCAAGCUUGGCAUUUGUGAUUGUUGAUUAAAAUGAAAACCUCUCUGAGUGUUUUGAAAAAGUAUCUCCAACAAAUCAAAAAGUAGAUUAUUUGGCACCACUGGUAAAAUAAAUGGGCACUUAUGAUAAAUUUAAAGUAAAUUUCAAGACCGAAUGUUGUAAAUUUUGUUGAAAUGUCCAGCUUUUCGUGGGACUUUGAAGAACUUUUCCUAUAAGUCAUAAUGUUUGAUAAUUUGGCAGCACUGUUUUUAGAUAUCGUUACCUAUGUGGACAUUACAGUACCAAUGCCAAAUGUUGAGAAUUUUGAUGAAAAAAAAACUUUCAGCAAGAUUUUUUUUUUCAUGGUUGAAUAAUAAUUUAACUAUAUCUGGCAACACUGUUUAACUUUUUCAAAGUUAAACUUAUGGAAAUUUUCAUGCCGAAAAAUUGUAAAUGGGGUUAAAAAUUACCACCUUUCUUUGAAUAUUUCGAAACCCCUCCUUAAAAGCCAAAAAGUUGAUUAUUCGGCACCACUGUUAAACUUAUUUAAUUUUAUGUUAAGAAAAAAGGAAAUUUUCAUGACCGAAUAUUGUAAUUUUGGUUGAAAGGACCAGUUUUCUAUCGCACUUUGAAGAACUUUUCCUAAAUUUAUUAUAAUUAAUACUUUUUGAUAAUUUGGCAACACUGAUUUGAGAUUUCAAGGGCAGAUGUUGUAAAUUUUGAUGAAUUUCACAAAUGAAACACAUUUCUUUCCAUUGUUGAAAAAGAAUUUUGUCAGACCUUUAAUGAAAUAAUCGAAUUUAAUGUUCUGGCAACACUGUUAAAAGGAAUGCGCCCAUAGAUUAAAUUCACAGUAUUGAAAUGUUAUAAAUUUUGUUUAAAAAUACCACCAUUCGUAGCAAAUUGGAGAAAAAAACUGUUCUUUAAAACCGUGGCUAAAGAAGAUUAAUUUUCAAUGCUAGAUUUGUAAAUUUAGCUAGAACUUUUUUACGAAAACAUGUUGUUGGCUAUAUUUUCAAAAUAAUUUUCCAAAAAAUCAUAAAGAUUGAUAAUCUGGCAACUUUCUAAUGAGAUUUUUUUAUUUACAAGACUAAAAACUAAGGAUGUUGUUAUUUUUUUGGUGCAACUUUGUAAUGAAUUUUUUGCAUAUUUUUUGCAUGAAAAGCAAAGUAAAAUAUGAGGAUGUUGAAAUGAAAAUUGUUUUAAAAAAUAUCAAAGACAUCUAAAAUGGCAGCACUUCCAAAAAUAACCUAAACCAUGGUGCAAUUCACGGUGUACACUCACACAAAACAACACGCAAACUUUAAGCAGUAUAUCCCAUAAUGAUAAUCCAGUUAAGAAAAAAAAACAAAAAUCAGUGUGAUGUUCAAAGAAACAAACCAAAUUAAACGAAAAGAAAAAAAACCAAGAAAACUAACCAACUGUGUACCAAUAAGCAAAACAAAAAAAAACUAAGGAAGUACCCCCUAAAAACCAAUCAAUAGAGCAGCGAUCACAGAAAAGUACAAUCGAAAUUAACUGAGUAAACAAAAAUCACGCAGACUACAGCGUUGACAAGUGCGGCAACAAUGAAAUGCGCGAAUCAUCCCAUCACCAUCACCACUAGCAAACAAAACAAACAAAAGAAUCACUUUCCGGCAUCGUGUGUAGGCUUUGAAACUGACGUUUAAAAAAAACGUAAAACUUCGCUAUUUAAUAGGAAAGAAAAAAAAACUCACAUUCUCACAAUAUGGUCAGCAUUAUCGUAAAACAAGUAUCUCAGAAAAAUAGGACAAAUAAUGUUUUUUGCUGAUAAUUUAUACUGAAAACUAAUCUACUAAGUACUUAUCAGAUGAAAAAAAAAUGAAGAAGAGUGCAGUGGAUGAAGGUUGAACCGUUUCGUUUUCGCUUUUCCAUGAUUCCCUUGAUUAGAAAAAGGCUGAGCAUUUUGAAUUUUUAGAAUUUUUACAACAGAAAAAAAAUCUGUCUCUACAUUGAAGCAAGAAAGGAUGAAAUGAAAAUACACUUACACACUGAAACACAAAAUGAAAUGCAAAUUAUAGUAGAAAUUUUAUUACGGUUAUCCGCUUGAAGCUUACAUAGUAAAGAAAACGAAACAAUAAUGUAUUCACCGAAACACAUACACUCACACACAGACAAAUUAACACACACAAUUCAGGCUGAGCAGUAGUUGAAAGGAAUCUUCACAACUAGCUAAUUAGAUCGAUCAGACGAAUGCUACAACACCAUUCAAAUUAUCACGAGCGCGUAGAACUAGAGUAAAUCGCACGACAGAAUAAAUAAAAAAUGGUCAAAUUGUAGAGAAAAUCACAUGCAUUAAGAGUUUAAGCCCGAAAUGGAGUCAUGUUUACAUGUAUGAUUGUGCAAAACCCUGCUAACCGUGUAACGUGGAAUUCGCUUACCAGCAAAAUUACGUGGAAAAGAAUGUAACCGAACGCGAUGUAACGUGUUUUGACGUGUUUAUUUUAAACAGCUUUCCGAGCUUGCAGAGAGCGCCUUCGCUCUCUUUUGGCGAAACCGGAGAGCGAAACGACGACACAAAAGAGAAUGACGAAAAGGAGCGUUUGAAAUCAGGAGAGAGGAAUUCCGCACUCUCUGUCAGUUUGGGAGAGAACUCACACAAAAAGAAAAACAAAUCAGUGUUGCCAACUUGAAUGUAAUGUGAACUUCACCGCCAUCAAAAGUCAUCUCUGUAAAUAAAUUGAAAAAAUCUUGCGAAACUCGUAGCAAAAAAUCAUCACAUUUCGGGAAGAGCAAACAAAACGAACAAUUAAGUCGGUCUAGUUGAGGAGAAUAAAAAAAUAGAAAGAAUAAAUCUCGUUCAUCUCCACUCAAAGACGUACAAGAAGGACGCGCGAUCACAUCUAUGAAACAAAGAAAAAACUCAUUUCCAAACACACACCAUCAUCAUCAAUUUACUGUGACAAUAGUAAACGGAUAAGGAGCACACACUGAAAAAGAACUAAACAUAUUCCAAGUACACGAGUCUUUUUGAAGUGUCUCGAAAUUGGCAACCAAGAAGGAUCAAUUUUGAACUGAACAACUUUUGUCCCCCUCUUGACAGUAACAGAUAACAAUUACAAUACUCAUGUUAGAAUAAAUAUAACUAUCAAUCCAGAGAAAAAAAUAAUGCGACGGAGAAACGAUUGAAAAGUAACUUUAUUUAAACACUAGAUCAGCAUCAGUAUACACACACCCAGAAAAUAAAAAGAAACGGAAAAAAAUAUUCAAAAUUCUCCUACAUAUCCCCAAAAUAGACGAAGAAAAAAAACACUCUCUAAAAGAAUUGUAAUAUCAAGCGAAACUUGGUCCCACGAAACGAGAAAAAGCAAAUAAGAGAAAUUUUAGUCACAUAUCGAGUUAGAUUUUAAACAAGCAAGACUCCCGCAGGUAGGACUGAGGAAAAAACUAACAAAAAAAAAACUAGUCCAAUUACACGAUCGGAUCAAACCAGCUUCGAUUGUUCGUAAUAAUUUCCAUAUAGUUUUCGGUUUUACACCUUAUAGCUUCAAGUGAUUAAAUAGUUAUAAAAAAUAAUACCUAUAUCACGACCUUAUAGGCAAAAUGUGUUUCACAACAGCUGUAGAACAAACAAAACAAACCAACAAACUGAGCCUUCGUUUCUCCGAAAUCUUCCGUUCAUCAGUAUAACAACAAUUAAAUAUUGACAAAUUAACUCUAAUAGUGUUCAUCGAAGAAAAAAAACCCAUAUCGGUACCUUAACCUAGCUGCUCGUCGGAAACUUCCAAGCUUGAUAAUUUAAUCGGCACUGUCCUACCCCCCCUCUGAGUCACCAACGCAAUCUGUCAAACUGACAGCUCGAAUUGGCGUGCUGUCACUUUGACAGUUCUCGUUGGUGAUCCCCGGGUAGUUAAAAGUUUUUAUUUUGAUGCUUAAACAUAAAGGUGGGAACACAAAAAGGUGGGAAUUAAAAAAUGAAAUUAAUUUUAGAUAACAAUUUCAAAACUGCCACUUUAACCAAACAUCCAGUGUUGCCAACUUCUCAGAUACUCUCAACAACACUUUUUUCGAUCCAUACUGAAGCAAAAUUGUUGUCAAUUUGGCUGAUCUGUCAAAAUGCGUUCCCACCUUUUUGUAGUCACCUUGCUCGAGAACACAUUUGCGUUGUUUUCUGAUGUAAAUAUGACACGUCUACUAGUGAAAAUCACCCUUAAAUUGAGAAAAAAUAAACAAUAGAAACAUAAAAAAAAGCCACAAACACUCCAAACAGAUCGCUUUCCAUAUGGUAGAAGAAAAACUUUGACAGACAAGAAUAAAAAAAAGUGUUAUCCCGGUGCUUCUGACGUAUUUUCCCUCCUUCGAGAGCCUAGUCUAGCGAACCAAAUAUCGACGACAAGUGUUUUACAAAUACAAUCUAUUGAUUAUAGGAUGCUAAACUUUCCCAAACUCGCUCCCUCCCCCUUCCUCACAAUCCCACACAAUCUAUAUACAUGUAUAUUGAGCCGAAUAAACAGGAGAACAGAAAUAUAAACAAUAGAUAUAUUAGCAAAGUAAACACAUCUUCUUUCUGAGCGCCCAAAAUUGCAGCGUCGGCGCGUGUACCUAAGGUAACGACAACUUUUAUCGUCAAACCAUAAAUAAAAACCCAAUUCAAACAGUAUAUAUUGUAGCGAAUGAAAGAAAUUACAGAUAAAUCAUUGUAGCGAAACCAGUAAAGAAAAAAAACUAGCAGACUUUUCCGAUUGAGUUUCAGCCUUUUUUUUUAAAAAAAAAAAGCAUACAAACUGUACAUAUUUUUAUUGAAACCCGUUGAAACAUGAACGUCGAUCGAACGCGAUCCAUUAAGUAAUAUCGUCACUAAAAAAAUAUAUCAAGGAGACAGGAAAACAAAAAAACACACACCUACAAGUGUGGAAGAAUUUAAAGUAAAACUCUAUCAAGCAAACCUAUAGGAAAUAAAAAAAACCAAGAAAACUAAAGUAAAAACCGAAAAAAGAGCAUCACAAAAAAAAUCAUUGUAACAUUGUCCGUGUGUGUAUGGUAUAAGAACUAAGCAAAACAUAUAUAUAUAUUUUAUCAUAUACGAUAAAACAAAUCAGCAGCAACAAAAAAAAGGAAAAGAAAACAGAACCUACGUACGAACAAAAAAAACCUAAUAAGAAUAAUAAAAUUACAACAAGAUAUCAAUUAGCAAACGAGCGAAAGAGUACUGGCGAACAACAACAACAGCAGCAGAAGAAGCAGCAGCAACAGUAAAAAGAAGAAAUGACAGCAUAAACAACACAGCAAAAGAAGCAAAGUAACGUAGCAUGUAGAAAGGAAGGACAAUUCAGAGGAGAUAAAGCCAAAUUGGGCAAACAGAAGAAGAAGAUGAAACAGAAGAAUAGAACACGUCUAAACGCAGCAGAGUAAGGAGAAUGGAGAAUGAAGGUAUAAACUAUUGAAAUAUAAAGACGAAAAAACAA
Messenger RNA from Culex quinquefasciatus (southern house mosquito), 11334 nucleotides. RefSeq lists its product as uncharacterized. Bases 1594 to 2652 code for a protein of 352 amino acids. NCBI's taxonomy places the organism in Eukaryota, Metazoa, Arthropoda, Insecta, Diptera, Culicidae. The transcript has 8 exons. The record is from RefSeq and is a predicted model, not a curated record. Gene Ontology annotation, molecular function: protein binding.